AUGGCCGCCAACACAAAGUACGCGCCCGCGCCUACGCAGGACCCAGACGCUGGUACCUGGUCGCAGGCUCCCCCCUCUUACCAGGCUGCACCUGAUAACAGCGCAACAGCCGACAUCUUCAGCACCUCGCCACGAAGCAGCGAGGACAACAUCCCAGAUGAUUUCAAAUUCGGCGGCUCUGUUGCUGAGGCGACAAUUGAUAUCCGCAACCAGUUCAUUCGCAAAGUCUACACCAUCCUAACCGCGCAACUGCUCGUCACCGCCGUCGUCAGCGGCCUCAGCUUCUGGAGCGAGGGAUAUAAGGGCUGGAUUCAGUCACAUCCUGCUAUGGUUUGGGUUUCUCUUCUCGGCGCCAUUGGUUUCAUGCUCCUUACCUACUGGAAGCGCAAGUCUUACCCGACAAACCUUCUUUUCCUGUCCGGUUUCACGCUUCUUGAAGCCUACACCAUCUCUGUCAUCGUAUCCUUCUACAAGACCCAAAUUGUGCUCAACGCCGUCAUCCUCACGGGAGGUAUCUUCGUCUUCCUAACUUUGUUCGCCUGCCAGACCAAGUAUGACUUCACUUCCUGGAUGCCCUAUCUUUUCGGCGCGCUCUGGGGUCUUCUGCUAUUCGGUUUCAUGAUGGCUUUUCUCCCUCAGAGUAGCACCAGCGAGCUCAUCUACGGUGGUCUUGCGGCCCUCAUCUUCUCUGGCUACAUCCUAGUUGACACCCAGCUUGUCCUUCGCAAGCACCACGUCGAGGAGGAGAUCGCCGCCGCCAUCAGCUUGUAUCUGGAUAUCAUUAACCUAUUCCUGGCUAUCCUACGCAUUCUGAACAGCCAGAGCAACAACUGAGCUGACGAAUGAGGUUGGCUCGUCUGGAAAUGUAAGGGAAAAUUCGUCAUCGCAAUGAGACAAGUCGAUGCGCUAGGGCUGCACUCCAUUUUUAGGGGGUAAGCGACUUACAACUUUUUCCUUUUGCACAAAGCCAUCAUGACAAUGUGCUCUCUCAGUGUAUUUUUUCUGUAUUCCCCUGAAGUGGUAAUUGGUCGGUUACAAUAGGUUAGGAAUGGCGUCAUAGGAGGAACAAUCAACAUUGACAUCGACAUUUGAUAAAAAUGGUCUCUUCUGUUUAAUUAGUGUGCUUCAUAACAAAAACAAUAGGGUUUGUAGCAGCUUUCUACGAAACACAUGGAUGUUAGAAGUAUCAAUCUUGAGCUACGUAAUCCCUCACUCGGAGUAAGCAAGGCUACAUAAGGCUGGGAGUCUCUGAUAGCGAAAGUCGUUUCUGACCCCACAGAUCGCCUUGUAAUAUAUUUCAUUCAAGGAGCAUGGUUCCAUUUAUGUCCAACAGUAUUAAAUGACUGCAUGUACGUCAAUUUAGCAGUCCAAUUCUGACCCUGAGUCGACAUGAAUGC
Molecule: messenger RNA, 1397 nt
Organism: Hypoxylon fragiforme
Lineage: Eukaryota; Fungi; Ascomycota; Sordariomycetes; Xylariales; Hypoxylaceae
Product: transmembrane BAX inhibitor motif-containing protein
Exons: 2
Coding region: 1-834 (277 amino acids)
Cellular component (GO): membrane
Source: RefSeq, a predicted model, not a curated record